This is a messenger RNA of Fundulus heteroclitus (mummichog), 3738 nucleotides long. RefSeq names its product zinc finger protein 37 homolog. The record is from RefSeq and is a predicted model, not a curated record. The coding region runs from base 124 to 1353 and encodes 409 amino acids. The transcript is spliced from 2 exons. Gene Ontology annotation, biological process: regulation of transcription by RNA polymerase II. NCBI's taxonomy places the organism in Eukaryota, Metazoa, Chordata, Actinopteri, Cyprinodontiformes, Fundulidae. Gene Ontology annotation, molecular function: RNA polymerase II cis-regulatory region sequence-specific DNA binding; DNA-binding transcription factor activity.
UUUGUCUCAGUGACGUCCACCGGAAGUGAAACUAAAAGGCUCCAGCAGCAGCGUGUGUGGACUCAGCAGGAAAACGGUUGUGUUUUCGUUUCUCAGCUGAAUCUCUGCGUAGUUUCAGCAACAAUGUCUUCAGUUCAGCAUCUGAGAGAGUUUAUCAGAGAGCGACUAACUGCUGCUGCUGAAGAAAUCUUCUCAGAGGUUGAGAAAACCAUCGUCCGCUACGAGGAAGACGCCAGACGGCUGGAAAGCUGCUGGAGACCCCAGAUAAAACUCACCAGAAUCGGUCCAGAUGAAGACGAACCUGACCCUCUACAGAUUAAACGGGAACAAGAAGAACCGGAACUUCCUCUAAGUGAAGAUGGCCUGGAGGCACCACAGUUUGCACAAAUUAAAGAACACCAGAAGGACCCAGAAUAUAGAGGAAUUAAGGGAGAUCCGUAUCAAUCAGAACGUCUACAGGAGGGAAACCAAGACUCACCAGAACCUGUAGGGGUGAUAGUUACUCAGAGAGAACCAGCACCACAGAUUGAAUAUGAACAUACAGAACCACAGUUGCUGUACGCACCAGCCUCUGACGGUCAGGAUGGAAAGCUGUUGGUACUAAAGGAGGAAGCAUUUAUGGACCCGCCACCUUAUCAGCAAGAUGAAGGAGAACCGAACAUGGAGCAGUGUUACUCUAAUUACAGUUCUGAAGCUCAGACCCAAAGUCCAGAAGUAAACAACCCCACUGUGUUGCAGAGUUCGUCUCAUACAUUCACUGAUUCAUCUCUAAAAUGUGACUUUUGUGAAAAGGUCUUUAAGCACAAAAACAAUUUGGUUCAGCACCACAGAACUCACACAGGUGUGAGGCCCUUUCCCUGUAAAACCUGCGGGAAGAGCUUUUCCAAAAGCAGCAAUUUGAAGGUUCACCUGAGAACUCACACAGGUGAGAAGCCCUACGUCUGUGGGAUCUGUGGCAAAGCUUUAAGCUCAAAAAGGCAUCUGACUGAUCACAUGGGCACUCACUCCAGUCAGAAGCCCUACGCUUGUUCCGUGUGUGGAAAAAUGUUUUCUCAUGAGAGCUCAUACCAGUACCACAUGAAAAGUCACAACAACGACAAACCUUUCUCUUGUGACAUGUGUGGGAAAAGGUUUAUUCUUAACUCCAGUCUGCUGAAGCACGUGAGGACCCACACCGGUGAGAAGCCUUUCUCAUGCGGUAUAUGUGGGAAAGGAUUUGCUCAGCGCAGUAACUUGAACGUUCACAUGAGAGUUCACACAGGCGAGAAGCCAUACUCCUGCCCAACGUGUGGGGAGAGGUUCUGUCGUAGAGCAAGUCUGCUCAUGCACAUGGAAACUCACAUAACCGUCUGACUGAGCAGAACCUCAAUAUUUGUGACACGGGCUUAAUUUAAAGGCUGAAAAGAUCUACUUUCAGUCCUUUGGUUAAACAUCUGCUGUGUAAGUGCCUUAUUUUGUUGAGAAACUAUGUUGGUAAAGAUUCUCAGUCAUCCAGGUUAUGAUCGAUCCAAAAAAGGGUUAAAAAUAAGACAACUGGACUUCUGUUCUGAAGCUGAAGACGUUUCUCUCCCCAUACAGGAAGCUUUCUCAAUUCAAAAUGUCUGGAGUAGUGAGGAUUUCCAUGUUUUAUAACUUUAUUUGUUUUUUUCUCGCUUUAUGUAAAUGGAUUCCUUCACUCCCAACUUCAAACAGAGGAGGAGGGCUCAGGUUUCAACUGUCGAAAACUUAAAACACAGCGAUAGGUUUGAUUCCUGCCAAGUUUCACCCCAGUUCACACCUACAUGCAUGUGACCACAACAUUCCUCCUUUGGGCCAGGCUAACGAGGAGCCUAACGACUCUCCAAUGUUGGGGCGACCAGUUCCAGGUGAAUCUAAGCUCUAACAAGGCCUCGCCAGCGUGUCUAUAAAGAGAAACGCCUUCAGCUGUUUUCAUCUUUAACCUUUUUUUGGUUUGAGAGACUUUAUAGGUAUCUGAAAAAAGGAGGGUUGUGAACAGUACCGAUAAUCGCCUGGUGUUUUGUUUUUUUGUUGUUUUAUUAUUGACUCUUGAAUCCUCCUCUAGCUUCCUGUAUCGGCUCCUGCAGGUUUUCUGCAACAAGAUUAAAAAAAAGCCGUGGUCCUUGAUCUCCCUGCCUUCACAUGAUGCCUCUAACAUAUCAUUAGGUCUGCAGUCUUUAAUCACUUCGAGUCGAUGUUUUAAGCUGGUGGAAAAACAAACAUUGAAGACAUCAUCUUGUCCAAACGAUGUUGUUCCAACACAUUUUUCCUAAGAAAAGUUUUUGUUUUCUUUAAGGUUGUCAGAUCAGGCCUCUCUUUAACAGCAGUCUCAGCUCAAGUGUUGUCUGCCUGUUUUAAACAUACAGUUGUGCAGCCUGUGUAUAAAUACCCAACCUUGACUCAUCUGAGCCUCUGUGUUUCUGAUUUAAGCCCAUUUCAAAAUGGCCUUUUAUUGCCUUUUAUUUUUUCUGGAAAUAGUGAUUUUUGCAGCUACAGUCCUUUUUAAAAGCGCACAGUGUCCUUUAACCCCUUAAACCCAUUCGUAUCAGUACUUGGGCUUAAGGGGUUCAAAAUUCCAGCCUGGUGUCAUAGUACAAGAACUGUACUUCUGAAAGUUUUUAUUGAUCUUUAAUUGGCCGCUAAGUCAGGAGACUCUCCUGUUCUCUUGCUUCUAGAUAUGUCAGCUGCCUUUGAUACUGUUGAUCAUAUUAUCUUAAUCUCUCAACUGCAGCACUGAUCUAGAGUUCAGAGUUAUUCUGUCAAUCUUGGAGAAUCUGCUUAUUUUUCAACUCCCUUGACUUGUGGGGUUCCUCAGGGAUCUAUUCCUGGGCCAAUUUUAUUUUCUAUAUCUUGCCUUUUACUAAAUUUUCAGAAAACAAAUUUCUUUUGAUUCAUAUGCUGAUGACACUCAGAUGUAUCUUCAGCUGAAGGGUAAAUGUUUUGCCUCAAUAAAACCAUUAUUUCACCUCAAAUCUCCUUAAGUUCAGUAAGAGGUCAUUAUGUUUGGGUCAAGAGGUGAUCAGUGUUCCCCCUCUCUGGAUCAGGACAGGCUUUUGUUACAAUUAUAAGUAAAAUUAUCAGGUUAGAGUCUCACCAUAAAUGUGAUUAAACCAAUUUUUCAAUUUGACAGCGAUCCUUUUUUUAAACUGAGGCACUUAUCCAAAGUGAAAUAAUUUUUAUCACAUAUAAACUCUGAGCAGGUGUUUAUUACAUCCAAACUGGAUUAUUGCUAUUGUUUAUAUGUUGGUGUUACUCAUCUCACAUGUCAGGCCCGCCUCACAAGACUGCAGCUGGUCUUCUAAACCAAAUGAACAGGGGUGACUAUUAUUUCCCAGUCCUUGCUUCUUUGGCACCCUGUUCAUUUUAGAGUUAACUUUGGUAUUCAUUUUAAUUAAUUUAUUCUGUGAACCUAUGUGGCACUGAGGGGACAGGCUCUGGUGUAGCUGACCUCCUGCAGCCGUAUGCGCCCUCUAAAUCAAAUGUGGUACUGGACACAUUGAAUAACAUCUUUACUAAUGAUAUUUUUACUACUUGAAUAAACUUAAUGUUUGUUUUUCACUAUCCAGAAUGUUUGUGGCUAUGAGCCUCCUGGGUUGAGAACACAAUGAUUGUCUGCUGAUCGCUGCAAUAAUAUUGACACUCAAAGGAUUUUAUCCAUUCAACAAUCUAAACUGAUUUAUUUUUUUUAUAUUGAAUGUUGUUUUUUUCUAUUUUGACAUUUUGUUGGAAAACUAAUAAAUG